AAUCAAGAAUUUAAAAGAUUUAACGGAUCAUUAAAAAUUUUUGAAGAAACUCCUAGAUCAAUAAACAUGACUGAAUUUUAUGAUUUCAAAGUUAAUGAUAUUAAGAAAAACCCAUUUGACCUUAAGGAAUUGAAAGGAAAAGUUGUUUUAAUUGUUAAUGUCGCUUCACAAUGUGGAUUUACUAAGCAAUACACAGGAUUGGAACAACUCUAUCAAGAGUUUAAGGAUCAAGGCUUUGUCAUGCUCGGAUUUCCUUGUAACCAAUUCGGAGGGCAAGAACCCGGCACUGAAGAACAGGUUGAAAACUUUUGCAGAGUUAGUAAUUACCAAGUUACUUUCCCGUUGUUUGCCAAAAUUGAAGUAAACGGAGACAAAGCAGAACCUCUUUAUGAGUUUCUCAAGAAUAAUGCACCCGAGACGAAAAAUGGAUCCGAACAAGAGAAAAGAAUUCCGUGGAAUUUUACUAAAUUCUUGAUUAAUCGUCAAGGAAAGAUUGUUCAUAGAUAUGAACCUAAUAUCACGCCCGAAAGUAUCCGCGGUGCCGUUGCAGAAGUAUUGAACGAACCAAAAAGCUGUUUAUGGUAA
Molecule: messenger RNA, 585 nt
Organism: Racocetra persica
Lineage: Eukaryota; Fungi; Glomeromycota; Glomeromycetes; Diversisporales; Gigasporaceae
Source: the annotation of a GenBank genome assembly